AUGCGAAAGCAUAUUCCUCACGAGCGUUUUAAUGACCGUGUGAACUUUUUCUAUGAGGGAAAACAUAUUCCUGAGUGGGGCAGUGAAAAUAAAGAUGAUGCAUGGGGCAAAGAAAAUAGCGAUAAUGCGGAUACUGCAUGUGCUGUUGCAAUUGAUAAAAAAGGCAACUUGGCGUGUGCCACAUCAACAAGAGGUAUCGCAGGGAAACGUAAAGGUCGUGUUAGUGGUGCCGCAUUAGUUGGUUGUGGAGGAUAUGCAAAUGAUAAAGGAGCAGCUGCAACAACUGGUCAUGGAGAGAAGUUGAUAAAAUUAACUCUAGCACGUCAAGUUGUCAUUGAAAUGGAAAAUGGAAGAAAUGCCCAGGAAGCAACGGAAGAAGCUGUAAAAUUACUUACAGAAAAACUGAAGGGACAUGGAGGAGCUAUUGCGAUUGACAAAAACGGAAAUUUUGGAAAGGCAUUUUCUACUCCCCUAAUGGCUUGGGCUAGCGUCAAAGAUGAUCAGUUGAAGGAUGGAUUCGAGAAAGAUGAAGAAGGAAAUGCAAAAUUACUGUAUAACGAAAGAUUUUGAAUUAAUUAAAAAAUUACCAUUACUUUAUGAUUCAGGAACGUAUUUUCUUGAUAUAUAUAUUCAUAUUCAUGUACACAUAAAUAAUUAUCCUCUGCACCAGUCGGCCAUAUUAUGUUUUUUCCACUGUUAAAAUUUAACAUUUGAAACUAACAAUACAAUAAAAUAUAAUCACAUAGUGUUAAGGGUGCUUACUGAAAACUAUAAAU
Messenger RNA from Xenia sp. Carnegie-2017, 776 nucleotides. Its product is annotated as isoaspartyl peptidase/L-asparaginase-like. The record is from RefSeq and is a predicted model, not a curated record. Gene Ontology annotation, molecular function: hydrolase activity. The transcript is spliced from 3 exons. The coding region runs from base 1 to 570 and encodes 189 amino acids. Lineage: Eukaryota; Metazoa; Cnidaria; Anthozoa; Malacalcyonacea; Xeniidae.